CGAGAGAAGCGGCGUAGAGGCCGACGGACCUGCGGCCCUCACCUGGCCCUGGGCCCGGCCCCCGCCACCCCGCGCCGGCAGCGAUCCGGCCCCCGCGGGGUCGUGGCUCCCCAGGUUGGGGUUUGCUGGCUGGCUGUUGCUUACGCCCCAACAGUGAACUGUCGGAAGGUCGUUUUUGUAAGAUAAAUAGAGCAUUCAAAGGUACCAAGAAAUGUUUAAAAAUAGACGCGAGAUCAAAUGAAAGGUGAAACCGGGGAUGCAAGGAAAGGUAGAUUUUUCAAAAGUAUGACAUCUCAAGAGCUGAACCAGUCUAAUAGGUAACAUGUUUGGAGACGAGUUUGCACUGCUUGAUUCACCCUGGAAGUAAUGUGGAUUGAAGUUCUAAGAUUAGUGUAUCUUAUCGGCUGGACCCAGCAUCAUAUUUUUGUGUUCACUUAAAUCAGAACUUGUAUAAGAAGGAGAAUGGGAGUCUGGUUAAAGAAAAAUGGCUAUGUCAGAGACCUAAGAAGGGUCAGUCUCUGUCUCCUGAUAGUGUUUAUGGCCGUUUUAGUGGACACAGAUCAGGAUUUUUACAGUUUACUUGGAGUAUCCAAAACUGCCACCAGUAGAGAAAUAAGACAAGCUUUUAAGAAAUUAGCGUUGAAGUUACAUCCUGAUAAAAACCCGAACAAUCCAAAUGCACAUGGUGAUUUCUUAAAAAUAAAUAGAGCAUAUGAAGUACUCAAAGAUGAAGAUCUACGGAAAAAGUAUGAUAAAUAUGGAGAGAAGGGGCUUGAAGAUAACCAAGGAGGCCAGUAUGAAAGCUGGAACUAUUAUCGUUACGAUUUUGGUAUUUAUGAUGAUGAUCCUGAAAUCAUAACACUGGAAAGAAGAGAAUUUGAUGCUGCUGUUAACUCUGGAGAACUGUGGUUUGUAAAUUUUUAUUCCCCGGGAUGUUCACAUUGCCAUGAUUUAGCCCCCACUUGGCGAGAAUUUGCUAAAGAAGUGGAUGGGUUACUUCGCAUUGGAGCUGUGAACUGUGGCGAUGAUAGAAUGCUUUGCCGAAUGAAAGGAGUGAACAGUUAUCCAAGCCUCUUCAUCUUUAGGUCUGGAAUGGCCUCAGUGAAAUAUCAUGGAGACAGAUCAAAGGAGAGUCUAGUGAACUUUGCCAUGCAGCAUGUGAGAAGCUCAGUGACAGAACUUUCAACAGGGAAUUUUGUUAACUCCAUACAAACUGCUUUUGCUGCUGGUAUUGGCUGGCUGAUCACUUUCUGUUCUAAAGAAGGAGAUUGUUUGACUCCACAGACUCGACUCAGGCUCAGUGGCAUGUUGGACGGUCUUGUCAGUGUAGGAUGGAUGAACUGUGCUGUCCAGGAUAAUCUUUGCAAAAGUCUGGAUAUUACAACAAGUACUACUGCUUACUUUCCUCCUGGAGCCACUUUAAACAACAAAGAAAAAAACAGCAUUUUGUUUCUUAAUUCGUUGGAUGCUAAAGAAAUAUAUUUAGAGAUAAUAAAUAAACUUCCAGAUUUUGAACUACUUUCAGCAAAAACGCUAGAGGAUCGUUUAGCACAUCAUCGCUGGCUCGUAUUUUUCCAUUUUGGAAAAAGUGAAAAUUCAGAUGAUCCAGAGUUGAAAAAAUUGAAAACUCUACUUAAAAAUGAUCAUAUUCAAGUUGGAAGGUUUAACUGCUCCUCUGCGCCAGGCGUCUGUGGGGAUCUCUACGUUUUCCAGCCCUGUCUGGCAGUAUUUAAAGGACAAGGAACCAAAGAAUAUGAAUUCCAUCAUGGAAAGAAGAUUUUAUAUGAUAUACUUGCCUUUGCCAAAGAAAGUGUUAAUUCUCAUGUUACCACACUUGGACCUCAAAAUUUUCCAUCCAGUGACAAAGAACCUUGGCUUGUUGAUUUUUUUGCUCCUUGGUGUCCACCAUGCCAAGCUCUACUGCCCGAGUUACGGAAAGCAUCGACACUCCUUUAUGGUCAGCUGAAAUUUGGCACACUAGACUGUACCAUCCACGAAGGGCUCUGUAAUACGUAUAAUAUUCAGGCUUAUCCUACCACGGUGGUGUUCAACCAGUCCAGUAUUCAUGAGUAUGAAGGACAUCACUCUGCUGAACAGAUCCUAGAGUUCAUAGAGGAUCUUAGGAACCCUUCAGUGGUCUCACUCACACCCACCACAUUCAACGAACUGGUUAGACACAGAAAGCAUGACGAAGUCUGGAUGGUUGAUUUCUACUCCCCGUGGUGUCACCCCUGUCAGGUCCUGAUGCCAGAGUGGAAACGCAUGGCCCGGACAUUAACUGGACUGAUCAAUGUGGGCAGUGUAGACUGCGAACAGUAUCACUCUUUUUGUGCCCAAGAAAAUGUGCAGAGAUACCCUGAGAUAAGAUUUUUUCCACAAAAAUCAAAUAAAGGCUAUCAGUAUCAUAGUUACAAUGGUUGGAAUAGGGAUGCUUACUCCCUGAGAAUCUGGGGUCUGGGAUUUUUACCUCAAGUGUCCACAGAUUUGACAACUCAGACUUUCACUGAAAGAGUUUUACAAGGGAAAUAUCACUGGGUGGUAGAUUUCUAUGCAUCUUGGUGUGGACCUUGCCAAAAUUUUGCUCCAGAAUUUGAGCUCUUAGCCAGGAUGGUGAAAGGCAGGGUGAAAGCUGGGAAGGUGGACUGCCAGGCCCAUGCCCAGACAUGCCAGAAGGCCGGCAUCAGAGCCUACCCGACCGUUAAGCUGUAUACCUACAACAGAGCCAAGAGAAGUAUGUGGGAAGAGCAUAUAAGUGCUAGAGAUGCAAAAACAAUUGCUGCCUUCAUCUUUGGAAAAUUGGAAACGCUCCAAAAUCAAAAGAGAAACAAGGAUGAACUUUAAUGUUGAAGAUAGCAUCAGAAGAAGAGUCCUUUUAAGAAUGUUAACUGCAUUCGUGGUGGGAGUUAAUGAACAUUGUCUUCUUAUACUGAGAGAAGCUGCACUGCCUGAAGUCCACGCAUUGAUACAGUGAAAGGUCUGCAAACUUUUUCAGAAAGGACAGGUCACAGAUGUGUUAGGUUUUGUGCACUGUAUUUGUUUCUUUGUCACAUCUGUGUUUUUAAAGACGCUUUUAAAAAACAUAAAAACCCAUUCUCAGCUCAGGGCCAUACAAAAAUAGAUCACAAGCCAAACUCAGUCCUUGGCCUCAAAUGAUGGCCCCUAAAAAUGUCCUGAUGUUCAGCUGUCCCGUGAGCCCGUUCACGUAGUGGAGAAAUGUAACUUGAUUAUCAAAAGCGCUCAAAUGAUACCCUACUCAUGCUGUUACGUAGUAAAGAAAUUCCCGAUUGUGCUUUAAAAGUUGAAGGGGGUUAUAUUUUGCAAUUGAGAAAAUUUUGUGCAACUGUAAGUAUAAAAAUCUUACCGACUGCCUUACCACCCAGAAAAGCUGAGGGAGAGGUGUUCACGGUGGGUAAGCGGGCCUCUGAGUCACCCUCAUAGCAAGUGGGGUUCUGUGGCUUUAAAAUGUGUGUGCAUUUGUUUUCUGAAGUUGCUUUCAUAGAAAUGUUUUCAAUGACAGUUCAUUUUUUGAGGCAUCUUAUUUACAUAUUUACUGUUCUCUAUUUAUUUACAUUGAUUUUUCUGUAGCUGUGGUUUUCUUCUCCAAGCUAUUAUUCCAGUAAGAAAAGCAAUUUUAUAGAUUUAUUUUACUGUAGCUCAUAAUGAUACUGUGGUUGUUUCAGUCACUAACUUAAUGUCAGAGGCUGCCUUUUUCAGAUAAAUGUUGGCAUAACUGAAGUUAUUUUUAUAAGAAAAUCAAGUAUAUAAAUCUAAAAUGGGAUCUUUUAACUGCUGAGUUGUUUUGAUUCAAAAUGGCACAGAAUUUUUCCUUGCGUUUCCACAAAACUGAAACCUCUAGUUUAGUUAUAAUUCAGUGGAUAGAAUGCUAAAAAUUUCAGCUUUCCGAAAGAGGUUAAUGAAUAAAAACACUGCAUUUUCCAAAAAUUUAUUAGGUUUAUGGUGUAUUGGAUUUGGAAGAGUUUUGUUUUUAUCCCUUUACCCAUCUCCUCUUCCCCAGUAUUUCCUUUCUUAUAAAGGUCACUUUAGAGCUGUAAUGUGUAAAAAUGUAACCGACGAAUGCGUAUUCGUGCCAUCUUUUUCUUUAUAACGAUGGCUCCAUGUCUUGCAUUCUGCUUCAUACACGUUGGAACAGUUACCACUUUACCACCAACUUUUUGAAACACAAUUGAUGAUGAUCAACCAGUAAAAAGUCUGUCAUUUAUUAAAUUUUUUUAAACCUACAAGUUCUGAAAACAGUUGAAUGUACAGAAACCCCAAAGGGGAAAGGCUGCAGAGGUCCUGGGAAUGUGUGCGAGGUUAGCACAGCAGUUACCUGCGUGCCGGGCCCUGGGCGCAGAGUGUGUGCAGAAGCGGUGUGAGCCUGAGCCUUGUCUCUCGAGGCCAGUCCACAGCUCUGGCCCUGGACUCCAGCUUUAAAUGACCACCUGCGCAGCUACUGCCCACACCGAGGAAUGGUUCAGGCAGCAAAUAGUAAAUACUGUUCUUUGAGCCUGUGCAGUCAGCUGUGAGGCUGAAAAAGAAUGCUAUAUUGUUUGCUAUGGGACAGUUUAUACAGAGACAUCAGUUUAAUAAAAUGUGUAACAAGAGCAGCAUUUUUAAGUCAAAUAUUUUAACAGUUUUUGUGUAACAUUAGUUCAUCCUUGAAAUCUCCCCACAAAACCAAAUAAAUGUCUUAAAUUAGUCACAUUCAUUCUUUCAAAACUAUUAAAUAGUAUAAAAGUUAAA
Messenger RNA from Cavia porcellus (domestic guinea pig), 4743 nucleotides. It is a transcript of the gene Dnajc10, whose product is annotated as DnaJ heat shock protein family (Hsp40) member C10. Gene Ontology annotation, biological process: IRE1-mediated unfolded protein response; protein folding in endoplasmic reticulum. Gene Ontology annotation, molecular function: protein-disulfide reductase activity; oxidoreductase activity, acting on a sulfur group of donors, disulfide as acceptor; misfolded protein binding. The transcript is spliced from 23 exons. The record is from RefSeq and is a predicted model, not a curated record. Gene Ontology annotation, cellular component: endoplasmic reticulum; endoplasmic reticulum lumen. Lineage: Eukaryota; Metazoa; Chordata; Mammalia; Rodentia; Caviidae. The coding region runs from base 463 to 2841 and encodes 792 amino acids.